AAAUUUUUAAAAUAAAAUGCAAGAUCAACGUUUAAAAUGCAAAAGAAAAUUAGAUUUGGUUGAUGGCCAAAAUUCAAAUGACUCUAUAUGUUUUGGUACCUUUAUGCUACCAUCAUCAUGAGUAAAAACCUACAUGACAAGCAGGAAACUACGUUCAUUGUCCCUAGUAGAAGCUAUAUACUUUGGAGAUAAAGAAGUUCUAGCAGAAUGCAAGAAAUUGUAUGAUUCAUGGAAGAACGAUGGCACAUGGAUUGCUCCAAACCUCCGAGAGUCAGUGUACACUGCUGGUAUCAUAGGAGGAGGCUCAGAAGAAUGGCAGUAUCUGUUGGAUUAUUUACAGAAUUCCACCAUUCCUUCAGAAAAGUCUUUAUUAGUCGAUGUUCUUAGUGAAUCUCCAAAUACUGAGCAACUUAAACAGUUCUUGGAAUAUUCUCUGGAUUCUACCAAAAUUGACCCUCAGGAUAAAUAUAAGGUUAUAACAAGAGUUGCUAAUCGACCGAGUGGUCACCACUUGGCACGAAAUUUCCUGUUCCACAAUUGGAAAACAUUCUUUGGAAG
This is a messenger RNA of Limulus polyphemus (Atlantic horseshoe crab), 558 nucleotides long. RefSeq names its product aminopeptidase Ey-like. Gene Ontology annotation, biological process: peptide catabolic process; proteolysis. NCBI's taxonomy places the organism in Eukaryota, Metazoa, Arthropoda, Merostomata, Xiphosura, Limulidae. The transcript has 4 exons. Gene Ontology annotation, cellular component: cytoplasm. Gene Ontology annotation, molecular function: peptide binding; zinc ion binding; metalloaminopeptidase activity. The annotation marks the transcript as partial. The record is from RefSeq and is a predicted model, not a curated record.